Molecule: messenger RNA, 1995 nt
Organism: Amoebophrya sp. A120
Lineage: Eukaryota; Dinophyceae; Syndiniales; Amoebophryaceae
Source: the annotation of a GenBank genome assembly
AUGCGGCCAGCCUUGAAAGGCCGGAGGGCCCUCCCGUCGCCAGCCGUGCAUCUGGUCUACCCCGGUCAACAGACGAAGAAAAACCAAAAACUCCAUCAUCGACCCAUGAGGAUGGGGCCGGGGAUCAUUUUGCAGCAACGGGGGGGUGACGAAACAGACGAGGUGGUCACACAGGAGCGACCACGUUUAGGACAAGACGGCACGACUGAACUUCUAGCGGAAGACGCAAGGGGGCGCCGUCUACUCGCAGCUAGUGACCAGAACGACCCUCCACUUGGCGGCAUGGGUAGUUCUUCUAGGCCAUCGUCUUUUGCUAGGUCGGACUCAUUUGCCACGGCGGUAGAAGUGAGGCCGCUGGGCGUGGAAACGGACAGUGCCGAGGAAGGAGUCCAGCCGCCGGUGAUGUCCACCUCCUUCGAGGAAGAAGCACGACGCGAAGAACUUGCGCAGAAUCCUAAAGAAGAGCCGCCGAGUUAUGCCAAAGAGGAAGUCGAAGUGGCGGACCCACUUACGGCGCGCCGCGGCAGUGGCAGCUCCAGCACUUCGGGAGGCCCGUCAUUGACCUCUACUUCCACCCCGAACUCUUCCGGCGCAUCGGAUGACCCAGCUUCCUCGGGUUCGGCUGGUGCAUCACAGUCGUGGUGGAAGUGGUUGGGACGGAUGUUCUACGACAAGUCCUCCGGCGCAUCGGCGGACUCCGCUGCGACCGCGUCACCGUCUUGGCGGGAGACGUUGCGACGGAUGUUCUACAACCACCGGUCCGGGAAGUUUGACAAGACCCGGCCUCUGCGCCACUUUCACAUUUUAGACGACGACGUCCUGCGGGUGUAUCCAAGUACCGACGACCUCCUCGCGUGUCAGUGUGUCUUGCUGAAUGUUACGACGGAAGAUGCUGUCGGGAACACUAGCGCUAGCGGUGCCCCUCCUACAUCAUCAGAUGUCCUACCAUCGCCGUUACUUGAAGAGGUGGAGCAGAUGAACCAGAUGGAGCACAACCUUACUGGUGCUGCAUCAAGGAGCAGUACGACGAAGGUCCUGUCGGGAGCAUCACAUGAAGACGCCGAGCACAAUCUGCCACAGCGCAACCAAACAAGAACGGAACCUGAACGAUCGAACGAGUUGGAGAAAAUCCGGCGGCUUUUGGCUUUUUCCGAGAACCGCGUACGGUAUAACGGUGAGCGCUAUUACGUACCAUGGACAUCCAUUGACUGGCUUCGAUGGACUAUGAAGAAGAGUCCGGAGCUUCGGGCCUUCAUGCUAAAGGAUAUGUUGCACAAUGCAGAAAAGAGGCGCUCGUGGUGGGAUCGCGUCCAUGAAUGGUUUCACGAAUGGUUUCCCCUCCCCGGGUACCAAAACGAUUUUGACAGGGCGCUCAGUGACUAUGAGGCACUGGGAUUUUUCAGCCUCAAUUCUGCACAGUAUGAUACGGUGCACGACGACUUGACGCCGCUCGAUGCGCACCAAGACCUACACGACUAUGAUCCCUUCGUGCGGUACGAGCACAGCUCCGAUCCCGAUCACUCCUUCGUAGAUCCCUACCUGGCGCCGGUCAGCGACCGCGUCGGACUGCGGUGGUACGACCCCAUGCCGAAGAGCAAUCAGCACGACUUUGUCGACGUUUUGGUCCAGAAGCCGCUCUCCGAGCGACUGCAGCAGGACGUGUGGCGCAGCGAGGUGGAGCCCUCGGCCCCCGCGGACCAGUGGGCGUACUAUACUGUGCCGAGGUUUUACAGGGUAAGCUGCCAACUCAGCUGUGAGGCACAAUUUGCACAGGACCGGGCUCGGCUUCUCAGCGAUAGCGAUUUGCGACAACACCUGUGGUGGUUUUCCGACAGGUUUCUAAUUAAGUCAAACAAGAGUGACAACUUUUCAUAUCGCACCCUCGCAAUUGUUCCAGCGACCGCGUUUUUGAUUGACUCAACACUGGUUCGCUACAUGAAGACAGGGCUGCACUCGGUUGCCAAAGUAGAUUUUCGAGAAAAUCUAUCGGCGUAA